AGUUGAUCCACCAUUUAGAUCAAGCACAGCGUUGGGCAUGUCCGUGUCGGCGCUGCGGGAAUGGGUUGCCUUCUACAGGCCUCCGUCGAGCUCACCGUCUGCUAGUGUAUCGCUGAGUGAAUGCGUCGCCAAUGUUGUGCGCAUGGUGUUUCCGAGCGAGCUGGAUCCGUCGACGCAUGCCUGGAAUUCGAUCUUGCACGUUCUGAACAACCAUGCAGCCGAGUUGAACCUUCUCCACCCACUACGAAGCGAUUUACUCGAUGAACAUUACGAUGGCACGUUGGUCUCGCAAGAUAUGCAAACGCCACCCAGCAAUGCGGAACUCGAGCUCGAGCGAACGCUGUCCGCGGUCUGUAUAGGAGCAUUCAAAGGCGCACAACAAGCAUCAUUUGUCAAUGAUGUGUUGAGUCUCAGCGAAAAUAUUCAACUUACACUAUUCACGUUGCUUCGCGAGGAUGACGACUGCGAAGCGAUCUCAGGGGACAGCAUCCCAACACACAACUCGACCAUCUGCGACGAUGACCCGCAAACACCAUCGACCCCAGUGCAGCCCACGAAGCAAGCGUCCUCUGCAUCGGCGACUCCCGGUUCUGCAUCGUCUUGUUCCAAGAACGAAAUAAAGCGCAUGGCGAGAGAAAACCUCAUGCUGAAGGAAGAAAACGCGAGGUUGCAAACCGAACUCCUUCAGGCAAAGGACGCCAUGGCCGAGCUCAAUCAGACAGAAGAGAGACGGAAGGACGAUUUCGACAACCUCAAGCUCGAACUUCGAGUGGAGGCCGCCAAGAACGAGCGCGCGAUGAAGAAACAGGUCGACGAGUACGUGGCGCACAUGCAGGACGAGUUGACCAAGGCCACAUCCAAGUUGCAAAGCCUCAGCAACAUCGAGGUCGAGCUGGCUGCGGCGCGGGACGAGCUCGACAUUUUGAAACCGGUGGCGGACAAGGCGGCAAGGCUCGAAGCUCGUGUAGAAAAGUACCAGGCGAAACUUGACGAAAUGACCCGGGUGAAGGAGUUGAAUCGGCGACUCGAAGACAAGACUGCCGAGCUGCUCGAGAAGACACACAGCCAAGAAGUGCAGCUGCAAAAACUGAUCAAUGUCCAGCGCAAACUCGAGGAAACCAAGGAAUCGAUGGCAAACAUGGCGGUGCGAUGCAGCGAGUUGGAUGUUCUUGUAAGUCGCCGCGACCACGAGAAGAUCGAAAUCGCAGCGGAGCUAGAUGCAGUUCGGCAAGAGCUGGCCUUGCAGGUGCGCCUGAAGCAGGACAUGCAGUCCGCGAUGGACCAGCUGCAGGACACCAUCGCACGCGGUGGAAGCUUGCCUGCCGUCGAGCUUCUUGUGGACGGAGACUUGCGCGACGAAGUCGAGGCCUUGCGACGCGAAAAUACCAAGCUUAAGGACCAGUUGUCCCUCGAGACCGCGACACACGUGGAUGCGCUGGGAGAAGACCUUGACAUCAUGGCUCGGGUCAAGAAAAGCUUUGAAAAUAAGUAUUUUGAUUCACAACGGGUCGUUGAACAGCUCGAGGCCGAGCUGGCAGCGACAAAACAACACCUGGAUGCGAGCAACGUCCAACAACGUGCGGUGUUCAUCAACCUGGAAGCCGCGAUCGCCAAAUGUGACGCAAUCCAAGCAGAGUUUUCCCAAGAAAAGGCUGCAUGGGCGAUACAAACGAAGGAAUGGCGAGGUCAGGAAGCCACACUCCAGGAGAAGUUGGCCAUCGAGGACGAGCGCAAUGCCGACCUCACACGGACCAUCGAGUCGCUCAAGGCUAUCGAGGUAGACCUGGCGCAAACCCUGGCUGAGCAACGUGCAGCUACUGCGUCGGUCGAAGCCGCGCGCGACGAACUCAACGUGGAAAUGUUGAAUGUCACUGUGAAUCUCGCCGACACUAUCUCCAAAUUGGGAGACCAGGAACAGCAUUGCGCCAAGAUUACAGCCGAGUUGGAAACAACCAAGGAGCUGUGGAUGGCCGAGUCGAAUGAGUUUGCCGAGUUCAAAGUCGCGGCACACAGCGACCGGUGCCAACUGGACGAGAUGACGGCCAAAGUAGGCGAGUUGGGUCGUGAAAUCCUCCGACUGCAGCAAGAACUCGACUUGACUGAGUCGCAGCGCAUGAUUUUGGAGCAUGUUCGAUUCGACAACGAAAAGUACAUAUCAAGUUUGCGAGCCCACGUGAACGACGUCGAGGAAAGCCUGCGCACGUUGGGAGAAGCAUGUCGCAUGGCGGAUGAAGAGAGCGCAGUGUUGCGCCGCGUCAAGGCUGAAGAGCGCGAGGAGUGGAACGCCCAGCAAAUAGCCUUGAAAAAGGACAUUCUAUCCUUGGAAGCGCAGCACGCAAAGGCUCGAUUGGCAUGGCUGCUAGAGUUGGAAGAAACCAGAAACGAGACAGACGUGCAGAGGCGCGUGGCGCAAGACGUCCACGACGCGCUGGACGCCAAGGUCAAGGCGCUGGAGGAGGAAGCAGCCCAAGCCACUGACGCGCACGAUCGCCACGUCGUCGAGUUGGAGAAGACGCGGCAAGCGCUGGAAGCCCAAAUUCUGCGUUUUCAAGCACGGGAGAAGCGUGGGGAAGAGAUCUUGGCGGCGUUGAAGGCAAAGUACCACGACGACGUCCAGGCAAAGGACGAUAUGAUUCAACUGCUCGACGUCCAAACGAGCCGCCUCGAAGCAAAGAAUCGAAUGCUGGAGAAGGAGCGAUCGCACUACCAUUCGCAUCAAGACUCGACGAAACGCCACAUGAGUGCCGAGUACGAGGCUGUGUCGCUCAAGAUGGAGAUGCAGCUCAUUGCGCUCAAAGCAGAGUUGGAAGCGCUGGGCAACGAGCACAAGGCUCUGCAGUCGAAACUGCAUCUUUGUACCUGCAACUACACAUGCGACCCAUCCAUGAAAGGGUACGUCGACAGCAUCAAGCACAUGGAGUUGCAGCAACAAGCCGAGAGCGAGCGCCGACGAGAGCUCAUCCUGUUGAACGCAAAGCUCGUUCAAGAACAGAAGCAGCUCGUGCUGUGCACAACGACCCAGGCCCAGGAGAUCCAAAAGCUCAAAGAUAUUACCAACAGACUUCGCCUACGCGAAGAACGCCGGUCGAAAGCGAUGGAGAAAGAAAAUGGCGCAGUAUUCGCGUCGCCCGGUGUGUUGUCGCCGACAUUGAAGCGCAAGCUGGACGACUCGACGAUGGAACGAGCAGUCGCAGCCCAGUCGACACCGGGAGCGAAGCGAAGUCGAACAACGUCGUCGCCGCAGUCGACCGCAGCGACCUCAACCACACCGCUAUCGAGGCAAAGCUCAGCAUUGCUCCAACCGUCCGCCUCCACAGAUGGGACGCCCCAAUGUUCGCAGCAGUAAUUGCAUCGAGUCAAACUAUAUACGAGUCCAAGCUGGCCUUUGUCGGGUGUCUAUCGCGCCGUUAUGCUUGGCGUACAAGCUGCUGCACGUGCUGCGGGUCAGGCAGUGUGGAGCACGCCCCAACUACUCGCACGCAGUGCGAGCCGACUGCACACCCCCACUUGAGUGCUUGCUCGACGUCGUUGGUUUUGACCCACUCGUGGAGGAACCCAGCAUUGAAUGCAUCGCCGGCGCCAGUCGCAUCGACGACGUUAUCGACGGGGAACCCUCGAAAGAACGCGUGGAAAUCGCCGCGCGUGGCGCAAACCCCUUCACGGCCGAUUUUGACAACGAUCAAGGUCGACGGUGCCACCGUUCGGAAGUACGCGACGGCGUCGUCGAGCGAGUCGCGUUUGGAGAUGCGCUGAGCCUCGACUUCGUUAGGCAAAAACACGUCGAGAAGAGGGAGGAUUUCGUCCAGGCCAUUCCAUUGCUCGGACCCGUCGUAGUUCGUGUCGAGGGACAGCGUAAUUCCUCGCACCUUGGCCGCCUUUAGAAGAUCCACGAGGCCGGGAAGGAGCCCCGUGACGCUGUAGAACCCUACACAGCACAACUCCAUGAAGAAGCGCUGUGAGGAAGCCACGUACCACCGAUGUGGAUGUGUGUCGCGCGGAAAAGCGCGUCCAGGUCGACGUGCGAUACUGCAAACACUCUGGUGGCUCCGUAGUGCGUCGCGAACGCACGGUCUCCUUGUCCUGUCAAGACAAUGCAAACACCCGUCGGGACAAUGAGAGGCAAGUGGGCUGCAUGCAGUUUCACGCGGCUCUUUUCGAGAUGGGCCUUGAGCAUGUCGCCGAAUGCGUCGGCACCGACCGCACUAAAGAACGUGACCUCGUCGUCGCCGCGGAGGUUGGCGAGUUGCGUCGCCGUGUUCAGUGCAGAUCCACCAGGCUGCAUUUGGAUGGGUUCUUUGCAUGGAGAGUCUCGUCCCCAUGCAGGUAGCGUCUCGACGCCGGCCAGGACGUCCACGAACGAGUCGCCGAUCACCGCAAUCAUGUCGGGUUCAAGCCUGGUGUCCUUG
Molecule: messenger RNA, 4406 nt
Organism: Aphanomyces invadans
Lineage: Eukaryota; Oomycota; Saprolegniomycetes; Saprolegniales; Verrucalvaceae
Exons: 6
Coding region: 38-3346 (1102 amino acids)
Source: RefSeq, a predicted model, not a curated record